Messenger RNA from Haplochromis burtoni (Burton's mouthbrooder), 2397 nucleotides. RefSeq names its product protein mono-ADP-ribosyltransferase PARP12-like. Lineage: Eukaryota; Metazoa; Chordata; Actinopteri; Cichliformes; Cichlidae. Bases 704 to 2374 code for a protein of 556 amino acids. Gene Ontology annotation, molecular function: metal ion binding. The record is from RefSeq and is a predicted model, not a curated record. The transcript has 9 exons.
AAAUGUUCCUCCUGCAGCUGGAGGCGAAGACCUGGUGAGCUGGUUUCCAGUGCUAAUGAAACAUAUCCGUUAUAAUGUGCUGGAAGUUCAUCUAAAUGAGAAAAUCAAUUUAAAAGUCGACAGUAAAUUUUUACAUGAAUUUCCGGUUAAAAUACAGCACAUAUUGAUUAUAAUAGGCAAUAAGCCCAAUCCUUCUUUUUGCAUGUUUGAGAUGGAAACAAACUGCAGGCAGGAGCCGUUCUGCUGCAUGUUUCAAGCUGGUGGGACUAACAGAUGGCAAUAAUGGGAUUACAAUAAUCGGAUUUUUAAAAGUGGCAUAUGUAAUCUUAAACACCUACUGUAAAAACACAGUAAUCUGAUUACAGACUCAUUGAAGAGAAGAAUGCAGAAAGCAUUUAGAUAAAAUUAAUGAGACUUGAUUUUGUUAUAGCAUUACUGGAAAUCUCUUCACUCUGUUCAGCUGUGAAGCGGAAGAAAGCCUUCUUUCUUUCCCUGUUCAGUCGAGGUGUGGGAUGCAUUAGGAGAUCAUACAGCGCGGUGACGCCCCCAAGUGGAAAUCAGCAGCAUUACAGCAUCAGUCCAAGAUAGAAAUAGUUCAGUUUCGCUUUCCAAUCAUCAGAAAUGAUACCGAAGUUUUCCUCCUCACAUGUAGCUGUAGUCAGGUCUCACAGGUGGAAGUUAACGCAGGCAGAGCUCGGACACGAUGGCGACAGAAAUACUGAGAAUGAUCUGCGCCGGCCAAGGAGCAGUCAACACGGAGGAUUUAGUGUAUAAUCUAUUUUCCGGCGAUCCCACGAAGUUGUCGGAGAUCAUUUCGAACCGAGAGAAAUUUGCUCGGUGUUGUCCAAACGGACAGGAGAAGGUGGUGGCCAGGACCCGCCUGAGACUUUGCAGAGCCAAAGACUGCCCGGGGACGUGCAGGGGUCUGCACCUGUGCAAAAACUUCCUCUUCGGAUUCUGUGAGUUCAGCCAGCUCAGGAGGGGCUGCAGCUUCUCCCAUGAGCUGACGUCUGAGCAUAACCAAAGACUUCUGAGGGAGCAUGAGCUGGAGAGCCUGAGCCGAGAAGAGCUGUGCACCCUGCUGCUGCAGAGUGACCACACACUCCUUCCUGCUAUAUGCUACAACUACAACAAUGGUGAUGGAGAGUUCGGCAGGUGUCGGGAUGGUGAUGGUUGCAGGAGGCUCCACAUCUGUGAGAACUACAUCAGCCGUGAAUGCAGCUGCUGGAAGAACCACGAUUUUAAUGCUCCACAGCCAUUCAGAGCUUUGCAAGCUAGAGGCGUACCUGACACACUCUUUCAGUCCUUGAAAGCUGCUUAUGCAAAUAAACAGGCUUUGAGACUGGCUGGAACCAACAGGGAAGAUAGAGUCCACAGAGGAAACUGCUCCAGUGGUGAAGUCUCUGCUAAUGACAACAACACUGAUGAAAGCAGUCUUUUUGGUAAGAGCAAAAAGCGCCCACGCCGUUGGGAUAGAGGGAAAGACGGUAACCCGGUCAACCGAGAAUACGCCCGUUUCUCAAGUGACAUUCAUGCAGCUGACGAUGAAGCUGCAAAAGCCAACAAAGGGCACAACAAGAGACAGAGGACCGUUAGAGAUAAAACAGGGAUCUGCAUGUACUUCAUUAAAUGUCACUGCAAACAUGAAGAUCGAUGUUAUAAAGCUCAUGACAAGAUGCCGUACCGAUGGCAGACUACUGUGACCCCAGUAACUCUUACAGGUACUCACACAAUUGAACUUCUUCAGAGAUUUAUUUUACACAAUCUGUUACGGUUUGGAGGAGGACUCAAGCGCAGGACUCCGGGCUCAGAUGCACACAAGCAAGAUUUAUUUACAAUUCACCAGGUGUGUAUACAAGACUCCAACACUGCCACUCGGGAAUCACACGGGGGGAAAAUCCAGGGAGCUCUCAGUACCAGCCCGGCCGUGCACUUUGACACGAUGACGUUUGGACAGAACAAAGUGCGUCGACUCUCGACAGAAAACUCGGUGAUCGAGCCGACCUUCAUCCACACCACCGAGUGGCUUUGGUACUGGCAGGAUGGGAGUUGGAACAUGUUUGCAUCUGCUAUUGGUGGACAUAAAACAGCAGACAUCAACAGUGCAAAGCUGGAGGAGAAGUUUCUGGCCAAUGAUAAAGACGUGGUGGAGUUCACUGCUGGUUCACAGUCAUAUUCACUCAGUUUCCAGGACAUGAUGCAGACAAACAAGCGUUACGGCACCAAAAGGCCUGUUUGUAGACGGCCACGGUUUGUCUCUGCUGCAGAUGCCCUAAAAAAGAAAGUCAGAAGGUCUUCAGUUCAAAGCUCCACUUCAAUACCAAAAACCUGGGACAACACACAGAUCCCUCAAACAGGAUGCUCGGUAUUGUAAAAAACAUAAAAUAUAACUAUUCU